AUGGAUUCAGUAUCAGCUGGUUACACAUUUAUUGCCUAUAUUAGGUAUUGCAAAACUAGAUAUUUUUGGAUAACUUGUAUUCCUCAGAAUCAAUCGACAAGCCAACUAUAAAACAAUCUUUGGAGGUUGUGCUUCUAUUGCAGUUAUGAGUGUAAUGAUUCUCAUUUUCAUUACAAAUUUUAUUUCUUUCAUUCAAAAAGAGCAAUUGAAAGUUGUCUCUAUAUCUGAAUAUGAAGAUGUCAUUGACAAUAUCUCAUUUCAAGAUUCACAAUUUCUUUUUGCCAUUAAAAUCGAAUAGCUUAAUUUUAUUUAAAGACCAUACUUUAAUAUCACUAUGAAAUAAAAGUAAUGCUUAAUGCCCAUCUAAGACUCUACUUUAGAAACACAGAAGGUGAUGUGAAGAAAGAAACAAUAGACAUUUAAUUAGUUCCAUGUACUUUAGAUCGUUACACGUAAAUAUUUUCAGAAUACAAUAUCAAUUUUACUUAGUAAUUUUAAUAACUUCAUCUGUCAGACUUCUUAUGUCCAAGGUACGUAUAUAAAUAUAUGAUAGCAUAAAUACUAACAUCUUGAUUGGAGGUACCUACUCAAGUAAAAUUAAUAUCCUAUAACACAUUAGGCAAUCAAUUUGAUUUCAUAGAACUAUCUAUUAUUUAGUGUUAAAAUAAUUCACAGAAUUUGUGGAAUCCAAUUUGUGAUAAUCCCAUUGACACUAGUUAUAAAGUAAGAUUGUAUACAGUAAAUUAAGUAUCAAAUUUAUUUUCAUUAAGAAUAUUAACCCCUAUAAGCCAAAAGAUUCUUAUAUUUAGCCAUUUUUGGACGAUUCUUUGUCAUUUACUAUAAAUUUAAACUCAACUAAGUUUGCCAACAUAUACUUUACAAAAUAUGAAUUUCAAAAUGACGAAAGCCUUCUACCAAUAAGGUACACAAAAAUUGAUAUAAUUUUAUAGUAUGAUUGAGGAAAGGACUUUUUUUGUAUUAGAUUCUUCGGAUAUUCAAUAAGAUACUACAGAAAUAGAUGAAAAUUCAUUAGCCAAAUUGCAAUUACGCAAAAAACCCUUUAAAACAAGAUUUUUACGGCAAUAUUAAAAAUUAGAUGAAUUACUUUCCAACAUUGGUGGAAUACUUUAAAUUAUGACAUUUUUUAUUGGACUGCUAGUGACUAUCUAUAAUAGAGUUAAUUGUAUCUAUAUAUUCAUAAAUAUAACAGACAUGGUUGAAUUAUCCAAUAGAAUUUAUGACUUUAGUGUUGAUGAUUCAUAUUAAAAAAAGAUUUAUUCAGACAAUUUAUAAAUUUUAACAGAAUAACAGAAAAAUGAAAGGCUGGGACUUGACUCUAAGAUAUAAACUUCAAAUCAAAGAAUAAUGACAGAGAACGAUCAAUGUGAUAAUUGUAUUGAAUCAUAUAAGGAGGAAUAGAAGAAUUUUUAAAAGGAAGGUUUGUCUUUUAGACUAAACUUUACGACUGGUUUAGAUUACUUUUCUAAUUAGUUAUAAAAAAUGUUUGAGAAAAAGAAACCUAUUUCAUUGGAUUUUUAAAUCUUUUUGAAUUAUAUUACAUGCAACUUUCUAUUUAAGGAGGUUCCAAAAGUUAAAUUAAUGAAUAAAGCAUAGUAAGACAUACAUCUCUAAAUUAGCGAAUAAAUAAUUUCUUAAUCAGAUAUUUAUUCAAUAUUGUCUAGGUUGAAUGAAAUAGAUAAAUUGAAAGAGGUAAUGCUGACUCCAAAACAAUUAGUGAUGUUUAAUUUCACUCCAAAGAAGUUAAUUACAUUGGAGGAUGAGGAUCUGAAAAUAGAUAGAAAUAUGGUGGAAUCUUAGAAUAAGUCUUCGAAAGAUAAGUAAUAUUAGUUUUAUAAUGACAAGAUAGAUCGAGUUUCUCAUUUAUGCUAAAAUGAUGUUGAAGAUGAAAAGGUAAAAUAAAAAUGAAAAGAACACAAGAUCUAUUAGGUCAAACAAGAGGGCAAGUUUUCUGCCUUAACCGCUUGAUAAUUAUGUUUAUUAACAAAUCUAUAGUGUAAGAUAAUUAGUAAAUGGUGUAGGCUUAUGAUGAGAUCUUCAAGAAUAAGAACCAAUAGGAAACUCUGAAUUCCUAGUUAAUAUCCAUGUUAGGACCAGAAAUGGAAAUGAUUUAUAAAGUUGGCAAAAUAAUAGAUUAAAAUGUUAGACCAAUGACGAAGAGUCACAAGAAACUAAUAUCAUCGGAUAAUUAAUAGAAGGGUCUCAUAAGAGAGGAAGAUGAUUUUAAGGAUGAAUGA
Molecule: messenger RNA, 2255 nt
Organism: Paramecium octaurelia
Lineage: Eukaryota; Ciliophora; Oligohymenophorea; Peniculida; Parameciidae
Source: the annotation of a GenBank genome assembly